This is a messenger RNA of Gamsiella multidivaricata, 2191 nucleotides long. RefSeq lists its product as uncharacterized. NCBI's taxonomy places the organism in Eukaryota, Fungi, Mortierellomycota, Mortierellomycetes, Mortierellales, Mortierellaceae. Gene Ontology annotation, molecular function: RNA binding. The coding region runs from base 1 to 2016 and encodes 671 amino acids. The transcript has 9 exons. The record is from RefSeq and is a predicted model, not a curated record.
AUGAGUGACUUGAAAGAGCUUCGCGAGUCUACACCGAACCCCAUCGGGCCUAGUCCACCAGGGUCACCCAUGCCGAUGCUGACCUCAAAGACCGAGAAAUAUCUUCCUAUGGCUGACUGUACUGCAACAACGCGCUGUGAAGGCGGCGACCCUCGCGAGCCUUCUAGACGACGUAUAGAUUCUCAGCCUGCUCAUAAUGAAGGCCUUUUGAAUGAUGUGAUGUCGCAACUAGACGUCAACAACGCGUCUGCAUCUUCCUCGGGAGUUCAAAAUCGAACAAAGUCCCAGGAGACGGUUCGAACCCUGCAUGACCAUCCAUCUCACCGAGUUCACAGUGCGGGUGAUAUCCAAGAGCUUGAAGAGUGGGUUAGAGCUGAUGCGCAGGAUCAAGGAGAUCAAAAAGGUUCUGAGGUGCAAAAGAGUGGCUGGAAUCAGGAGGAGACAGAAGAGCAGGAGCAGUCAGAGCAGAGAACUAAGGGCGAGCCGCAGGCAUGUCUCUUCGUCGCCAGCUUGGCCGCAUCUCGAACGGAUGUUCAGCUUGUAGAUUCGGUCACGGAGCACUUCAAAAAGUGGGGAUCUCUAUUGAACGUCAAAGUUAUGAGGGACUGGAUGCAGCGACCCUACUCAUUUGUUCAGUUUGAGCAUAUCGAGGAUGCCGAAAAAGCCAUGGCUGACGCGCAGAACACGGUCAUCGAUGGCAGACAUAUCCGCAUCGAGCAAGCACGCGUGAACCGUACCCUUUUUAUUCUCAAGUUUGGCCGCGCGACCACUGAGCAGGACCUCAUUGAUAUGUUGGAGCAGUACGGACCGAUCGAGGAUGUUUCCAUUUUCCAUGACUUGGGUCCAGCUCGUAACAGAAGAUAUGCGUUUGCAAAGUUCGCCUACCGUGAUGAUGCCAUCAGGGCGUACAUGGCCCUUCGUAACGGUUCAAAGUGGACAGUCGAGUGGGCGCCCAAUCUUUCUACCCAGAAUCAGGUCGAAAAGGAAUCUGUGUUCGUCGGCCAACUGAACCCAGAGUUGACGACCGAGGCUGUCCUGCAUGAUCGCUUUAAGAGCUAUGGUAACAUUCAGUACCUUCACUUGGUCAAGCGAAACAAACCUGGGACAAAUCGCCUCACUGCGUUUGCAUUUAUCGAGUUUGAUGACGAGCAAUCGGCCAAAAGAGCCAUCGAUAAUGAGAAUAACGCAGUGUUUCUGGGAACAACGAUCCGCGUCCAGCAUCGAGAGGCGAGUGAAUAUCGACAACAACGUCAGAGUGCUGCUACUCAGGCAGCCCGCAGCCUCAACGUGCCUCAUUCAAUGGCUGGUCCUCCUCCAAUGGGAAUAUCAGCUCCACCCGUGCAUGUCCCAGAAUACAACGAGGGGUAUCAGCCCUACCGAGCGCCAGGAAUGGAAAGACCCAUGUAUUACACAACAUAUUACGCCUAUCCGGCUCCGGGUAUGCCUAUGACAGCGCCUGGUUUUGUUUCUCGACCACCAUCGGGGCCGAUGUUUGUCCAGCCAGGCGGUAUCCAUCGAAGGACUGUGGCUAAUCACGACGGCAAUCAGCCGCAUUAUCAAGGAAUGGCAGCCUACGCCGUCCAGACAAGCAACCCUGGUACAUCCUCUAAUCCAUAUGAAUUGAUUCAGGAGACAGGACCAGGCCAACAAAGAUGCGACUAUAUGGGCUACGUCCAUUCGCAAGGGGGAAUAUGCUAUCCAUCAGUUGUCCCAGCGCGAGUUUAUAUGUACGAUCAGGGACCAGCAAUGGCUGCGGUGGCAUCAGUGGGUCCUGCUGCUGCCUCGGUCACUCCUACUGCUGCCUCGGUUCCAGCUACACCUCCAAUUGCCCCGAUAUGGUACACCCCCUCAUGGAACCCUGGAAACCCUCCCCGCGUAGGCAGUCAAGAGGCAUCGGCCAACUCACAGGCGCACUAUGCGAUGCCGGUCCAAGGACGACCACCCAACCCGAGUUCCCCCACCACUCAAAACUCGUCUUCUCUUGACUCGCGCAGUCAGGCUCAUAGACAAGCUUAACACUGGUAUACAGGAGUCUUAUUUCACAGUUUGACAUGAAAGAUCCAGUCGAAGGCGCUGAUGUUUGUUCCUUUCUAUCCCAGCAACAAUCAGCUGCUGCUAGGUCGCUCGAAUCGAGAAUUCGUUGCUUGGCCUAAUGGAUGGAUGCGUCUGCAUCCUCUGUCCACGAUAAUAC